AUGUCCGGAGGAAAGCACCUCCUCGUCGUCUUCGGCGCCACCGGCAACCAAGGCGGCUCGGUCGCCCACGCCGUCCUCUCCUCCCCGGACCUCUCCCAGCGCUACUCCGUGCGCGCCAUAACACGCAACCCCAACACGCCCGCAGCGCAAGCCCUCGCCUCCGCAGGCGCAGAAGUCGUCCGCGCGGACAUGGACGACCCGUCCACGCUCCCCGGCGCCCUGAAAAACGCAUCCUUCAUCUUCGCCGUAACCAACACGCACUACGGCCGCGACACGAAAGCCAUCGAGACGGCGCAGGCCCAAGCGCUGUGUUCCGAGGCGCUGAGGCAGGGCGCGCAGUACAUAAUCUGGAGCUCGAUGUCGCACCCGGUCGAGAUCUCGGGCGGGAAGCUGAAGCGGGUGGAGCACUUCGACGUCAAGGCGGAGAUCGAGACGUAUAUCCGCGGAUUGCCGGUGAAGAGCGCGUUCUUUGCGCCGGCGGGGUUUUUCCAGAACUACUACACGAGUCAGAAACCGAGACCUUCGACUGCUAAUGACGGGACGUAUGUCCUGGCUAGCCUGUGCCGUGGUGAUACUGUCCUGCCUCAGCUCGAUAUUACGGACACGGGCGCCUGGGUGUCUGCUAUCCUCGCUGAGCCGGAGAAGUACGAGGGGAAGUUCUUCGCUGCGGCUGAGGGUCUGUACACUAUGGAUGAAGUGGCCGCCACCAUGUCGAAGGUCUCUGGCAAGACGGUCAAGUUCCAGCAUGUUCCAGAUGAGGUGUUCAAGGGAUUUCUGCCGGAGGGGUACAGGGAGCAGCUUUUCGAAAUGUACCUGCUGUUCAGGGAUUAUGGGUACUAUGGCGAGAACAUGAAGGAGCAGGUUGAGUGGGCGAAGGCCCAGGCGAGAGGUAAGCUGACUAACUUGGAAGAGUUCUUGAGGAAGACGGAGUUUAAGCUAGAGUAG
Messenger RNA from Trematosphaeria pertusa, 945 nucleotides. RefSeq names its product NAD(P)-binding protein. The record is from RefSeq and is a predicted model, not a curated record. The coding region runs from base 1 to 945 and encodes 314 amino acids. The transcript has a single exon. Lineage: Eukaryota; Fungi; Ascomycota; Dothideomycetes; Pleosporales; Trematosphaeriaceae.